This is a messenger RNA of Saccharomyces paradoxus, 1068 nucleotides long. RefSeq names its product U5 snRNP complex subunit AAR2 (gene AAR2). Lineage: Eukaryota; Fungi; Ascomycota; Saccharomycetes; Saccharomycetales; Saccharomycetaceae. Gene Ontology annotation, biological process: spliceosomal tri-snRNP complex assembly. The record is from RefSeq and is a predicted model, not a curated record. The coding region runs from base 1 to 1068 and encodes 355 amino acids. The transcript has a single exon.
AUGAACAGUAUACCAUUUACAUCUGUUCCGAUUGAGGUAACUAUAGGAAUUGAUCAGUAUUCAUUUAAUGUUAAGGAGAAUCAGCCCUUUCACGGGAUCAAGGAUAUCCCCAUCGGACACGUCCAUGUAGUCCAUUUUCAGCAUGCAGAUAAUUCUAGUUUGAGGUAUGGCUACUGGUUUGACUCUACAAUGGGAAACUAUUACAUCCAAUACAAUCACGAAGGUGGUCUUUACGAAAUGAUGGAAGAACCGAAUGAUGCAAAAUUCGAGAAUAUCGUUCAUGACUUAAUGGGACGGCAGAUGAUGAUUUCGUAUCCUAAAAUUGACGAAGAUGAUAUGUGGCACAAUCUUGUUGAGUUUGUUCAAAUGGAUAAAAUCCGAAAGGUAGUAAGGCAAGAUGAAAACGGGUUCUCUUACGUGGAUUCUUCGAUGACCACAGUACAAGAAAAUGAACUACUAAAAUACAGCUUGCAAAAAGCCGGUUCCAAAAUGGAAAGCGGGAAUGAAGAUGAUCCUGCGCAUUGCUUAAACUAUACCAUAAUAAACUUCAAAUCAAGAGAAGCUAUAAGAUCUGGUCAUGAAAUGGAGGACUUUUUAGACAAGUCCUACUACUUGAACACUGUAAUACUAGAAAGAAUUUUUCAACAUUCAAGUAAUAACUAUUUUGGAGAACUACAGUUUGCGUUCUUAAAUGCCAUGUUCUUCGGUAACUACGGGUCGAGUUUGCAAUGGCACGCGAUGAUUGAACUCAUAUGUUCAAGCGCUUCGGUGCCUAAACAUAUGCUCGGUAAAUUAGACGAAAUCUUAUAUUUUCAGAUAAAAAUCUUACCUGAGCAGUAUUCAGACAUCUUGUUGAAUGAACAAGUUUGGAGUACUUGUCUGUAUUCUUCAUUUCAGAAAAACUCCGUGCCCAACACAAAAACGAUAAUGGAGGACAAAUAUCCAGAAUUACUUGGUGAAGACAAUGAAGAUGACUCUAUUGUUCAUGAUCUCAGUGACGAUGAAGAGGAUGAGGAAGAAGAUGAGUAUAAACCUACUAUUGCUGGCGGUAUCUAUUACCAAAGGUGA